Xiphophorus hellerii (green swordtail) is the source of this 1146-nucleotide messenger RNA. RefSeq names its product cell death-inducing p53-target protein 1 homolog. NCBI's taxonomy places the organism in Eukaryota, Metazoa, Chordata, Actinopteri, Cyprinodontiformes, Poeciliidae. Gene Ontology annotation, molecular function: zinc ion binding. The record is from RefSeq and is a predicted model, not a curated record. The transcript is spliced from 4 exons. Gene Ontology annotation, cellular component: cytoplasmic side of late endosome membrane; nucleus; cytoplasmic side of lysosomal membrane. Bases 135 to 611 code for a protein of 158 amino acids.
CUCCACCUUUGGUCCGGUAGAGUUGGUUUCACAUCUCAUCGUUGUCCAGUGUCAGAUGACACUAAGGCGGUGUGGCUAUUGUACAUCUACCUGAUUGAAUUUCAAGGCACUCAGCAAAUCCUUCUGUAGAUAAAAUGGAAAAAGGUGCUGGACCUCCUCCAUAUGCUGCAGCUACUCCAGAAAUUUUAGCUCAGCCAUAUCCUGGUCCACCACUGAACUCCGGUGCGGCGCCACAGCUUGCUGUUCCUCAGUAUCAGCAACCUGUUGCUCAGCAAUAUCCCCAGCCUGUUGCUCAGCAGCAUCAGCAACCUGCUCCUCAACAACAAGCUGUACAGCAAAAUCAGACUACUCAACCUGCAACCCCUGUGGUGGUGGUGCAAGCGAGACCAACUGAGGCUCCUGGAAGCAUGUUGUGUCCACACUGUAAGACCACCGUUGUGAGCACAACCGAAUACAAAUUGGGCAUGCUCACCUGGAUCAUUGUUGGAACACUGUUUUUUAUUGGGUGUUGGCCUUGCUGUUUGAUCCCGUUCUUCGUGGGUGCUUGCAAGGAUGUGCAGCAUUCCUGCCCGCAGUGCAACAACGUUCUGCACGUCUACCGUCGCAUGUGAACCAUAGUGGUCAAUCGUGCAGCUACUGAAAUUUUGUUGUCUCUAUUCAUUAAGGUCUUCCUACACUGUACAAAGUUCUUUUUGAGCCUAGUGGAGAGCUGCACUGUAAAACUACAAUUCCCAAAGUCUGCAAGAAUUGACGCUGUCUUAGAAAUAACACUUCUGAACUUCCUAAAAAAAAAUUUAGGGAGUGUUUUGAUCAGUUCAUCGUUGGUAAAUACAUUUACAUAGAGUGACUGACGUAUCACCCCUUAUAGUCCAAAACUAGGCUCUGCCUUUGUCAAGUUAACUAAAGACUCUUGCCUUGUGUGAUUUUGUUUAAAGAUAAUAUUGUUCAUCAUCUCAUUAGAAAUUUUGUUUCUUUAAGUAGAAGAGCCAAAACUGUGACAGCCAAAAACUUGUAAACUGUAGUGUUUACCUGGAAAGACCUGUGUGUGUGUAUGUGGGCUUGUAUUGGAUACAUGUUUUACCAGAAAAAUAUUACAUUACUUUAUACGACUAAAUGUAAUGACAUAAUAAACAUAAUGAAACAUAA